UCGUGCUUGCUGACCUGUCUGUGGGAUGGUGCAUAUAAAUGGAAAAAUGUAGCUGGUUUCCUCUCUACCAGUUGUUUGACAUCUAAUAGCCGAUGAUUAAUAAAUCAAUGUGCUUUAGUAGUGUCUUUAAACAAAACAAAUUUUAACUUUUUCCUUGGAUGGUAUGGCUGUAGUGACCUAGGAGCUGCCAAUCACAGAUCUUUAAAUCAAUAACACACGUUUGUUACUGGUGUGUGUUAUAAAGAAUGAAAGAUGUUCUCACCAACAGGUGUGUAACAAAUAAUAUUAAUAAGUACAUAGACCAGCACCACCCCUCCAAAUAAACAAGGGAAAACAAGGCAAAUGAAAAAAACCAAAAUUGACCAUUUAUGAUAUAAAGUAAACAAAAUAAGUAUAAAUCAAUAGGUUAAUCAAUAUAUUUUUAAAUAGCUAAUAAAUGUUUAUAAUCCAUACUAUUAAGGUACAUCAUGAAUUAUUUUAAUUUAUUAUAAUCACAUGAAUAUGUAUAUUAUCUUACAUUAGUUUGUUCUAAUUAUAUUAAAGGGUCUAAUAUCUUUGUUAACUCUAAUCAUAUUAAAGAAAUGCUGAAGAUCGCGUACCUAUGUUUGUGUUAUAGUCUCAGUAUGGAAAGGAACAGAUGAGGAUGUUUGUGGAAGUCUUGGUAACUAAGGAUGACAAAGCGUUUGACACGUUUCUGCGUGUUCUGCGUCGACCUUAUCGCUGGCUCUCCGCCCGUCUCAGACAGGGACUCAAGGAUGAGGAGAAAAGAGUACUUAAAGCAGAAAAAGGUAUUCGUCAAAAGAUUACACUGGCACUGCUGACCGCACGGAUCUCCGAGCGCCAAAAGGAGGAGAUAACUGCACGCGUUUCGCAUGUGAUGAAGGAUGAGCUGGCUGACAAGGCUCUGCGUGUGAGCGUCCCGGACCACCGCGCUGCCGCCGAACUGGACGAAGUGAACACACGACUCAGACAGAUCAUCAACGAGGAGCUUGACCCCAUGCUGUAUGGCCGAGUGCAAGAGACAGACAUGUCAAAGAGUGACAUCGAUGAUGCUGUCAAGAAGCUGCAGAGUCUGCUCAUCGAGUUGAACGUCAUCCAGGACUGCUAUGACAAGAUGGGCGUGCACAUGAUGGGGGGAAGCGGGAAGCUGCCCAACGUGCUCCGACAGAAGAUUGAAGAGACCCAGACGACCAUCAAGCUUCUGGAGAAAGAGAAACGAGAACUGACCAAAGAGAAAGCUCAGUUGUCACGAGAGAAGAAUGAACAACGACAAGAACUGAUUGCUCUGGAAUCGGAGAACAGGAGUUUGGAACUACAAAAUCGCACCUUAAAUUCGGAUCGGGAAAAGCUUGAAGAAGCCGUCAGAAAAACGGCAUUGCUCCGUGAUAGUCUUGAAGUUGAACGACGAAAACUGGAAGACCACAACAUCUGGAUGGAAUCAAUGUUGGAUAAUUUAGAGGGUGAAAAGAACAAUUACGAUGUCAAAAAUAAGAGGCUUCUUGAUAUCAAUCACAAACUGACGAGGGAUAUUCAGAAGAUUGCAUCAGAAAAUGAGCAUCUCAAAAAAGAGAUACAAGGAUAUUAUGGAGCUUAUGGAAAAAGCAAACUACAGUAUGAAAAUAAAACAUUAAACGAGGCCAACGUCAAACUCAGGGCAGAACUAGGAAGACUUGACAGCGAGAAACGACAGCUGCUUAUCAAGAAUCAGAAAAUGGAUUACGAAAACGAAAACUUGAAGGAGCAGAAAAGACGGCUACUGAUCGAGAAACGUAAAUAUUGGACAGAAAAUCAAAUGUUACGAACCGAGGCAAAGAGGCUGGCUCUUGGAAAAUACCAGCCAUCGGAUAAACUUCCUCCCAUCAAAAAUCUCAACCGAAGCAGAGCAAGUGUUAGGUUCUCCGACGACAAUGACGAGGACAAGAAAUCCAUGAAAUCUUACAAAUCAUCAAGAAGCAACAAAAGUAUAACACCUGGUGGACGGAGAAAGAGCAAAGGUCGUUCACCCAGUCAAGGUCGUUCACCCAGCCAAGGUCGUUCAUACAGCAAAGGUCGUUCAUCUAGCAAAGGUCGUUCACCCAGCCAAGGUCGAGCACCUAGCAAAGGUCGUUCAUACAGCCACGGUCGUUCCAGCAGCAAUGAUCGUUCACCAAGUCCAGUUAACAGAAACCCAAAGGCAUCACCAAUAUCUGUGACAUAUGGAAAUGAGCAGAGACGGACAAGACCGGCACAGACUAACGUCACAACUUCAUUUUCACAUGCCGCAAGUGAACGCAAAGCAAGAGAAAGAACAAGAAAAAACAUAGAAGACAGGACCGAAACAAAACCACGAGCCUCUGUAUACGACUACAGAAAAAACUCACUGAGAAAAGGAAACCAGGCGUAAAAACAAUGACUACCGGUACUUAAACUAGAACUGACUUAUAUAACUAUAUAGGUGUACAAUUACCUCUUGAAAAUACAACAGGAACCAGCUUUAACAAAUAAAACAACGACAUUGAUUGAGCUUUCCUACAUAAAGUUUCAGAAAGCAUAAAAAAAAAAAACAUUCCAAAAAUAUUCCAUCAGGAAGAGGAACCAUGCAAGACCAAAACAGUGACAUUGACCUUGUAAUUCUGGUAACUAAGACCUAUUUCAAAAAUACUUAAUUAGUCUAGAGGGGAAGACACCAAAACAGUGACACUGACCUUGUUUUACCAUAUACAUGUACACGUAACUAUGGUAACUAAGACCUAUUUCAAAAUACUUAAUUAGUCUUGAGGGGAAGACAACAAAACAAUGAUUCCAAUCAGAGGAACAUCUGGUCAAGGUACAUGGAAUAUAUAUUAUACAUUAAAGAGAUUCUGUUCUAACAGUUGUAGACACUUCAUGUUUGACUGUUCCUAUUAACACUAACAGAUACAUACCACACAUUCAAACACACACGUACAUAAACACCCCGGUACCCCUCAUAUGUCAGCCCUCCACACACACACACACCAUCAUGUUUGACUGUUCCUAUUAACACUAAUAGAUACAUACCACACAUUCAAACACACACGUACAUAAACACCCCGGUACCCCUCUUAUGUCAGCCCUCCACACACACACACCAUCAUGUUUGACUGUUCCUAUUAACACUAACAGAUACAUACCACACAUUCAAACACACACGUACAUAAACACCCCGGUACCCCUUAUAUGUCAUCCCUCCACACACACACACACCAUCCCUCUACACACACACUAUCCUUCUACGCACACACACAAACAUGCCACCCCCAUUAUACAUACACACUAAAUACUAACCAACAUGACUGCAGCAUAUGUAAUCAAUUAACUAAAAUAUGUUAGCCAGACAUUAUUUUAUUAUUCAAUUUAGUAAUUAUGCAUUGUAUUUAUUUUUAAAUAGAUAAAUGUAUCAAUAUUUAAGUCAGUCAACUCACUCUAACUUUUUAACACCUAAACAUAUAUUUAAUUAAAUAACAAUUCAUAUAUACAGUUUAAACAGAUUUUAAAAGAAAUAAGUUCUAAUAUGUAAACAUUACUUUUUGCAAACUUAAGUUCAAGCACUAUAUAUAUAUAUAUAUAUAUAUAUAUAUAUAUAUAUAUAUAUAUAUAUAUAUAUUACGCACAAAAAUCAUUCAUGCUUAAUGCUAUUUAUGACACAUAGUUAACACUGCAUCAUAAUCUUACUAGUUUAACUUAAUUUCACAUAUUAACAUAAGCCAUUUUCACGACAUAACUCAUUUAAUACAGGCACUAUCUUACUCCAGUCUCAUUUGAAAAUGACUGCAUGUGGCCACUUUCAGCUUUCAAGGCUCUUCGUCAUGAAAAAGAAAAAAAGAAAAUGAGAACUCAAAAUCGAUGAAUGGGUUCAGUAAAUGUCAUUAUUCUGACACACUGAUAAUGACCACCAUCUUGAAUUUCCAUGUGAGACCCAAGAUGAGUUUUAGUGGAUUUUCAAACUUUACCAUGAGCCAUCUUGUGUCAAAUUUCUAGUUAGUAUCUGGAAAAUGAGUAACCGAUGGCCUGACAAUGUAAUAUAGGAAUCCCACUAUGAUGAACCACCAAAGAUUAACCUCUUACAGCUCAGACAAGCAAGGGGCAGCAUGCUUAAACCUUCACUGGAAAUAGGCCUACAAAUUAAACAAAUCUGAUCAGCUAUACCAGCUAAAAUCACUUGUCAAGAGUUUGACAUCAGCAUCACACUUUCAAUAUGUUCAUAUAAUUCCCUGCCGUUUAAAUAAUGAAUUAAAAAACAAAGGAGUUGUUUAUGUAGUAAUUAGUGUGACAUGUACUUCACUUUUCCAAAUACUGGUUUGGAGUUGUUUAUGUAGUAAUUAGUGUGACAUGUACUUCACUUUUCCAAAUACUGGUUUGUCUUUGGUCAUUUGUUACUUGGAAAUUUGGCAGCUUAGUAAUAAAAAAUUAAAAUAAUUAAAUAAAUAAAUAUAUACACCUACCCCACAUCUCUUGUAUGCCUAAAUUAAUUAAAUUUCAGCAAACGUAGUGACAUGAAAUGCAUAUAGGUCUCUCUCUCAACUGACCUUCAGGUUCCAUACCACCAUUAAUUAUUGCAUGCAGUUCAAUACAAUUUCUGUCAGAAUAUAUUGUGUGAAAAAUACAACACUAUCAAGAGGGUCAUGUGACUACUAAUCUUAGGGAGUGCUCUCAACUGACAAGUACUGUGUAAAAAUUCAACAUAGAUCGACCACAAAAUGUUUCAGUGACCACCUUCAUGUGAGAGUACCACCCCAUGUUGCUGUUACACAAGUGUCACCAUACCACUUGCACAGUUAUCAUCAGUUAGCACUGAAUAACACAAGUUACUUCAAACCAGUGGGUUAUUUAAAUACUACUGAGGUCAAACAAAACUACAUGUACUUUUAAUCAUCAAAGAAAGAUUUCAAAACCAUAUCAGAAUUUUGUAAAAAAUAAUAAUCCUAAAGCGGACUAUAUUAAGCUGCUACAAGUAACGACACAACUAAUGGCGGUGUGUUGCCUUCAGUUGUCCUCAUAUUUGGUUAUCUUGAAAAUUAUUGAGUGAUAAUUGUUCUAUCUAAUUUAUACAGUGUACAUAUUUUGAAAAUAGGUUUUUAUUUAUCAAAUAGUUAUUUAUUUAACUGGCCUUCAUACUAACUGUGAUCGAUAUCCCUGUGCCAAAAAUUGUAUAUUUAUUAAUGAAUAAUUUUUACAAAGUUUUAAUGAAUAAAGAAGAUAGAAAAUUA
This is a messenger RNA of Gigantopelta aegis, 5207 nucleotides long. Its product is annotated as coiled-coil domain-containing protein 158-like. Bases 638 to 2383 code for a protein of 581 amino acids. Lineage: Eukaryota; Metazoa; Mollusca; Gastropoda; Neomphalida; Peltospiridae. The transcript is spliced from 3 exons. The record is from RefSeq and is a predicted model, not a curated record.